CACGUGCGUGUCCCUCGCGUCAAAAAAUGACAAUCCACACCGUUGCAUGACAGGCGAGAAUGAUACUGUGUCGAAAAUGCGGCCAGAAAUGAAUGUCUCUCCAAAUCCUUCGAGAGGAGCUCGAGAUGGUACGAGUACGAUACACGCCGCCGUACAGUAGGAAACCAGCUUCCUCUCKUACUCACGCCCGAGAGGCCUUUGUACUCGUUCUCUUUCCGCCGAUGAAAGAUCAAAACAGGUUUACCAAGAAAACCCUGACGAAACCCAAGCUAAAAAUGAGUGCCGCUGCCGCCCGUCGCAAGAAACAACUCCUGGCUCGCAAGAAGCAACAAGAGGAGGCUGCCGCCGCGGGCCACGAUGCCCUCGACCCGGUUUCGGCCCAGCUGCAGAAGCUCCUAGAGGAUCCCGAGAAACUUGCCGAGGAAGCCACCGCGUACGAAGCCUUGCAACUCGCCCAGUCGCAGAUCCGAAAGAAGGUCCACGCCGGAAGUUACGCCGAGGCAAUCGAAUUGGCUUGUUCCGCGAGUCUGAUCAUCCUGGAGCAGGGCCGAGUCUCGGUGGCCUCGCAGCUCACCGCUUUGUUGGCGAAUGUCUUGCGCGAAACCCACACCGAAGAGACCCCGGCAUUGCUGRAAAAACUCAAGGGCCUGCACGCCGCGCAGGAAAAGGCUAUGGACGGAAAGACGGGAGCGGAAGCAGUUCGUUUGAAUAGACUCCAGCGCGACUGGCUUCGCAAAUGUGUCCAAUGGAGCUCCGAACUGGGAAAGACUCGAUACGGAAACCUGGAGCUCCAAAAGCUCUUGGCGCAGCAGUCCUGGAAAUUAUCCCAGCAACUUGUAGCUGAGGGUGCUGAUGAAAACGUCGACGAGGAGGACAACGAGGUCAUGGAACUCAAGGCCGACGCGGUGACCCACAUGGCACUCGCAGAGGAGCCGAUGGGCAUUGUCGAGAUGCUCAAGACCAUGCCAAAACCCACGGCCGCAGAAACCAAGUCGGGGCACACCUGCCCCCCCGCGGAUCGUGACGCUCUCCUGACGCGAGCCGUCUUGUGCCUCUGUGCGGUCGAGAACCUGAGGGAUGCCUCAGCCCUCUGCCGCGCCUUUUUGGAACAGGUCGAGGACCGCGAUGCCGACGCCCUGACCGCCUCGUAUGUCAGCAAAGACGAUGGAAAGGCCCCCUCCCACAUUAUCUUUUGCUGCAUGCUCAUUCGCAUCUGCGAGAAAGACCCAAGAACGGGACCUCUUUUCUCGUGGCUGCUUCGCUCUUUCAAGAGAGAACUCGAUGGAUUCUACAAGGUGCAAAUCAUUCAGUCCUACACUUCCAAAAUCGGCAAAAUCUAUUUCAACAUUCAACCUCCACCCAGCAUGAUGAACAUGUUGGAAAACAUGAUGGGCUCCAUGGGAGGAGGAGGCGGUAUGGGAGGAUUAAACCCAGCGAUGAUGCAAGCAAUGAUGCAAAACAUGCAGAUGUAGAGACGCCCGUGGAGUACUCCCGCUGUAUCACGUCCCAUGCACAUUUGUGAACAAUCCAAUUUUAGUUUCACCAAGUUAUGGUUGAAUUGCAUUUUGAUCGAGGUUCAUAAUGAAGUGCAAUUAAUAGUAUUCAUCAUCCUCAUUUUAAACUACAGGAUUCAAAUAAUGGAACUGGAAAGGAAUCAGUACCAUAUUUUUGCAAUACAAUAGUAAUAGCACUCAUUACGUUCACCGAUAAAUAGAGAAAAAUGUAUUUCUAUUAAUCGCUUUUCCAUACCAACAUAUAUGCAACCUUCCRACACAGUUAAAUGAUCGCUUUCGUUGAAGAGUAAGGUGAAAGUGCUUUGAUGAUCAUUGAACAGCUCUAAUUGACUUCAUGGAGCAAAUUUUACAAAAUGUAUCUUCAUCUUGUACGAACAUUAAAAUAAAGAAUUUAUUGACUUACUGUUUGUGCUUACUGUACUUGAAUUGUAAAUCCAAUGAACCGAUGAAUUCAGAAAGGUUGGCUUUUUUUUACCGUACCUCGCCAGGAGGAGGGUAACGUGCACGUAGUGUAUACGCACACAUUAGUAUCAAUAGACAGUUAGUGGUUUCGAUGAGAACAGCAAAGACAACAAGCUUCGAAUAUCUAUGUACGUAAAGUUCACUAUCCUUUCUCACCGCACUUCUUUCCGUAAUCUGUCUAUCUGCCCUUGUGUAUUGCAACAUCUAACCUAGCAGAGAUAUCUUUCCGGUUGCCGAUCGUUUUGCUUUCAUAUAUUGAUACUUAAAAAAACAAAGUAUAGUACACACCUUGGCAGCACUUACUCUCUGAAGCACCAAAGUUCACUUGCAGGCGCUAUGUAUGCCUAUACCAGGAGGUUUCUGUCCUCUCUUUAUUUGGAACCGUUGUGAACAGAAUGCACCCGCGACAAAAGCUUUAGGUAGCGAGGCAAAAGUGCCCGUGUCUCUUCCAUACACAUCUCGUCCGCACCUUCUCCAUCAGCGGCGUACACUAGUGAUAGGCCUCCCUUCAGAGCCUUCUUCCCAUUUUCGAUCUUCUUUGCGCCGGUAGCGUCGGAAGUCGACGAUCCUUGACCAGCCGCAUUCAUUCUAUUUAGAGUCAUUGAGACGGUCGAUAUCUUAACGUCGGUAUUGCCCCCAUCAACACCAGUUCCGAGGGAUAUUUGUGCAGUAGAAGAGGGACCCACACCCGUUGAAGUAUUCCCCAGUGUAGACGACAAACUUGAUGCGGUGGGAGCUGUGUUGGACACCAUCUGUGCUUGAGGUAUGAGAUCGGCAGAUGGAAGGGAAGGAUGAUUUCCUGGGGGCGGCUGCACAAGUCUGGGGGGAAGGCCAGGAGGCAAGCUGUGCGGAAGUGGCGGCAUGCCGUUCGGUAGUGGAGGAAAGUGAUUUGGUGGCAUACCAUGGAGGCCCAUCGCACCGGGGGGGAGACCCGGUGGGAGAGGUGGAAUCCCGGGGGGAUUCAUCGGUGGUGGAGGGGGUGGAGGAGGAGGAUCCCUGGGAGCUUCCAUCAAGCAAUCUUCGUCCAGCGGAAAAUUGUUGUAACCGUGCGCGGCAACCAGCGCAAAAGCUGCCCGGCACGCACAAUCCAUCGCGGCUUCUCUUGUUUUCCCCCUCCCCCAGCCCAGAUCCACACCUCCAACUCUUGUAGAGAACACAAACGGCUUUUCGGGGGUCACGCCUGUCUUCCAACGCACAUAGGAGGCGUCGAGCAUGCGAUGUGAUUUAGUGUACUUGACGAAGGCAUCCAUUGACGAAUAUAWCUUAGUCGGACGAUACUUUUUCACGAGAUAACUCUCCCCCGUCUCGUUGCUAGCCCGCGCCUUCUUCUCAUUAUUUGGAUUGCUGUGUUGAGCGUUGUUGGGUCUCUUUUUCCUCCCCAUUUCCCCUUUUCUCUACUAACUUCUGAUUGCAGAAAAAAUUGCUGUAUUCUAAGGUGCGACCGUGCCCUUUAGCACCGGAUGUUAAUCAAUCUAUGGGUGUUGA
Messenger RNA from Pseudo-nitzschia multistriata, 3461 nucleotides. The record is from the annotation of a GenBank genome assembly. NCBI's taxonomy places the organism in Eukaryota, Bacillariophyta, Bacillariophyceae, Bacillariales, Bacillariaceae.